Molecule: messenger RNA, 1941 nt
Organism: Penicillium canariense
Lineage: Eukaryota; Fungi; Ascomycota; Eurotiomycetes; Eurotiales; Aspergillaceae
Exons: 3
Coding region: 1-1941 (646 amino acids)
Source: RefSeq, a predicted model, not a curated record
AUGGAAGCUAUCGAGUAUGAGGAACCGAUAUAUGAACUCGCUGUUGAAUGCGAAAGGCUGUUCGUACAACAUGUUUCCAGACUGAACGAUGACGACCAGCCAAAUGGUGCCAAGAUUCUUUCAGAGCUAAGCCAACGAUUCGCCGCCUGGACAGCUUUUUUGGGUGUCUUCGCCGAAUCGAAUGUGUGCUUGGAUCGCAGGCUUCGACGUCACGUUGAGAUCCAAGAUCAGGUGCUCCUAUUCGAACGAGAUGACCCUCCUGAUUGCAUGGACACUGGGUCGUCCGAUGCGUGCCAGUCAUCACUGCAACCCUUUUGUGUUAGUAUUUAUAGCCUGGACGCAAUUUCCGGGGCCAUUGAACGCCUCAAUCAUCUCGGACUCUCCAUCCGCCAGUCGUCAGUAACGAGCCAGACAUCAAAGGCUAGAAAGUUUGCGGAGAAACUUGACUUGGCGUCUUUCGAAGGAGUGGCGUAUCUGUCCGUGAAGACACUUUAUCCUGAGGCAAGCGAAGACCUCCUAGAACAGCUCACCCGAUCCAUGACAGAAACCUUCUCUCUGUUCCUUCGUCGCAAAUAUCGCCAGGAGCAGCUUCAGGCCCCCCGGUCACAUCUCCGAACAGCAAUACCACUAUCCACUAUUAUAGAGGAGCCAGUUGGAGAUGAUGAUGUGGGAAGCCCCAUGGAUACCCAGAUACAAGUCCGCCAGCUAGGCGAAGAUUUUACUACAAAGAUGCUUCGUCGUUCAGCUCAUAUGUUACCCAUAUCUGAGCCAACUUCCGUGGACAGUCAGGGAUUCAGAACGAGGUUCAAGAAAAUGUUGAGCCCCGCAGUAAAUGACAAGACAAUGUCUAUAUUGGUUAAUCAAGUGGACUACCCCCAACCGGCGAAAGGAAGCUUGACCUGUGAGUGGUGCUUUAGCCCACUCCCGGCAGACUCAUUUGAGGGAGCCAAGUGGCGCGAUGAAGACACAACGUUUUCCGGGCCGAAAGAUCUUACUAAGCACCUUGACAAUCUCCAUGCAGGGACUUUUACGGUGUCCCAGGUUGAGGCAAUCGUGCAACAGAGUCGGUUUCGGUCCCCCCGUGUGCAAGAUAUAUGCCCUCUCUGCUGUCUUCCAGUGAAAGGCCCACAGGAUACUCUGUCUAAGGAAACGGGUAAUGAAAUUAGAGACCCAUCUCCCGAACAGCAGCAUUACGAGGCAAGCCGGCUGGAUGAAAGCAAGCAAAUCAAGACAGAGACUGGCCACACAUACUUGGAUCACAACAAUGGGAUUAAUCUGGAAACGAAAACCAAGCAUCGUGAACCAAAGGCCCUUUUUGGCCCGUCCACGAGCAGGCCCACCAGCUUGGAAGUGAUUGCGAGCCAUGUGGCUGCACAUCUCCAGGGUAUAAUGCUUCUCACACUACGUUUGAUAUCCAUAGAUAUAGCGAUGGAUGUUUCGGCCGAUGAUCAAAGUGCAUCCGACGGCGCCGACCAUCAGUCGUCGUUGGUCAUCUCGAGCGAGAGAUCAGUCUAUCAGAAUAUGGACAAUAUAGAGGACUUCUCACUACACAGAGAUGGCGGAAUUGACCCUGACAAUGAUCCUCCUUUAGAACAUGUCGUCCCUGAUUGUGAGCAUAUUGAUUGGCGCGUUGUUCCUCGCCGUUAUGAAGCCCCACCAGAGCCUGACCUUAAAGAUAUAACCCAUGAUGGAGACGCUUCCGGGCGGGAACUUGAAGAAUUCCUCUCCAACCACCCUACAGGAAAGCCUCGCGACAAAGAUUACUUAGGUCAGGAUCUAGAGGAAUUCAUAUCCAAUCCCCCUAUGGGAGCGCCUCGUGACCAAGAUUACCUGGGCUGGGAUCUAGAAGCAUUCAUCUCCAAUCCCCCGACACGAGGACCUUGGGACAAAGAUAACUUAGGGCAGGACCUUGAAGAAUUCAUCUCUAAACCCCCUGUGUGA